Molecule: messenger RNA, 3780 nt
Organism: Gossypium raimondii (Peruvian cotton)
Lineage: Eukaryota; Viridiplantae; Streptophyta; Magnoliopsida; Malvales; Malvaceae
Product: protease Do-like 7
Exons: 24
Coding region: 184-3519 (1111 amino acids)
Biological process (GO): proteolysis
Molecular function (GO): serine-type endopeptidase activity; protein binding
Source: RefSeq, a predicted model, not a curated record
AACCCCAGGUCGUAGUCCUCAACGAAGAAACCCGGCAAAGAAGAUGAAGAAAAGCCAAAAUAAAUAUCAGUUUUCUACAAUGUGGACUUUCGAAGACUUACAAAGUUCCAACCGAAAGAAAAAGAACAGAGAAGAAAAAAAAAGCUUCAAUUCUUCUCUGAAAUUUGAAAAAUCCUAUAUUGAAUGGAAGAUCCAAUGGAGAGUAUAGGAUCGGAGGAAGAAUCGGGAUUAGAAUCGACGAUCAAAGAAGAUCUUUGCAUGGAGAUCGAUCCUCCGUUCAAAGAGAACGUUGCUACCGCAGAGGAUUGGCGGAAGGCUCUCAAGAAAGUUGUUCCGGCUGUCGUCGUCCUCCGUACCACCGCCUGUCGUGCUUUUGAUACGGAGUCUGCCAGUGCUGGUUCUGCUACCGGUUUUGUUGUUGAUAAGCGAAGAGGAAUUAUACUCACGAAUCGGCAUGUCGUUAAACCUGGACCUGUUGUUGCCGAAGCAAUGUUUUUAAAUCGAGAAGAAAUUACUGUCCACCCGUUGUAUAGGGAUCCGGUUCAUGAUUUUGGCUUCUUUCAUUACAAUCCUAAUGCCAUUCAGUUUUUAGACUAUGAGGAGAUUCCACUUGCCCCAGAGGCUGCUUGUGUUGGGUUAGAAAUCAGGGUUGUUGGUAAUGAUAGUGGAGAGAAGGUUUCAAUAUUGGCUGGUACUAUUGCUCGUUUGGAUAGAGAUGCUCCUCAAUAUACAAAGGAUGGCUAUAAUGACUUCAACACUUUCUACCUUCAAGCAGCAUCUGGGACUAAAGGUGGUUCAAGUGGAUCCCCAGUGAUUGAUUGGCAAGGCAGAGCCGUGGCAUUGAAUGCUGGUGGCAAGACAACCACUGCAUCUGCCUUUUUUCUACCUCUAGAACGAGUGGUAAGGGCUUUACAAUUUUUCCAAAAAGGAGGAGAAUCGUACACGAGUAAGUGGGAAGUAGUUUCUAUACCACGCGGUACGCUUCAGGCUACUUUUCUCCAUAAGGGGUUUGACGAGAUACGUCGUCUUGGUCUCCAGAGUGAAACAGAGCAGAUGGCACGACAUGCAUCUGCACAAGGUGAAACUGGAAUGCUUGUUGUCGACUCUGUGGUGCCUGGUGGCCCUGCUCAUAACCAUUUGGAGCCAGGUGAUGUACUUGUUCGGGUAAAUAGGGAGGUUAUUACUCAAUUUCUGAGGUUGGAAACUUUACUUGAUGACAGUGUUGAGCAGAAUAUAGAGUUAGAAAUUGAAAGAGGUGGCACACCAUUGAGUGUGCAAUUAGUGGUUCAGGAUUUACACUCAAUAACUCCUGCUCACUUCUUAGAAGUAAGUGGUGCAGUAAUACAUCCCCUAUCUUAUCAGCAGGCUAGAAAUUUCCGUUUCCAAUGUGGUCUUGUAUAUGUCUCAGAACCAGGAUAUAUGUUAUCUAGAGCUGCAGUUCCUAGACAUGCCAUCAUUAAGAAGCUCGCUGGUGAGGAGAUAUCAAAACUUGAGGACCUAAUCUCUGUUCUAUCUAAGCUAUCUCAGGGUUCUCGGGUGCCUUUAGAAUAUAUAAGCUACACAGACCGUCAUCGGAGAAAGUUUGUCUUGGUCACGGUUGAUCGCCAUGAAUGGUAUGCACCUCCACAGAUAUACACUCGUGAUGACAGCUCAGGUUUAUGGACAGUAAAGCCUGCAUUUCAGCUGGAGUUUAUGCUCCCAUCUGGUGUUAAUGUUGAGGCUACUCACAUGGAACACAUACAUGAAGAUAACCACCAAGGGUUGACUGAUGGUGCUACUAGUAUGGAAACCAGUUCUGAACAUGCUUCUGCAGUAUUGCAUUCUCAGAAUGAAACGGGUACUGGAUCAAAAAUAAAGCGAGUUGAGGAGUAUAUGUCUUCUGAUGGAUUUGUUGCUGACUGUUCAUUAAAUACAACUGUUGAAGUUAUGUUGGAGGACUCAAUUGCCAAGGAAAAUGUUCUGUUAAGGAAUGGUCAAGGUGCAGCAGCAGUAGCUAAUGCUUCAAUUGCUGAACGAGUAAUCGAGCCUACUCUUGUAAUGCUUGAGGUUCAUGUGCCACCGUCAUGCAUGCUAGAUGGUGUCCAUUUGCAACAUUUUUCUGGAACUGGUGUCAUCAUAUAUCAUUCUCAUAGUAUGGGUUUGGUUGCUGUUGACAAGAAUACAGUUGCAGUUUCCGCAUCUGAUGUGAUGCUGUCCUUUGCUGCUUACCCGAUUGAAAUUCCAGGAGAGGUUGUUUUUCUUCAUCCUGUUCACAAUUUUGCUCUAGUUGCAUAUGACUCCUCGGUACUAGGGCCUGUUGGUGUGUCUGCCGUUCAAGCUGCAGAACUACUUCCUGACCCUGCAUUGCGUCGUGGAGAUUCUGUCUAUCUUGUGGGUUUAAAUAGAAGCUUACAAGCAACAUCUAGGAAAUCAGUUGUGACCAACCCAUGUGCUACUCUGAACAUUGGCUCUGCUGACUGUCCACGGUACAGAGCAACAAAUAUGGAAGUAGUUGAGCUUGAUACUGAUUUUGGUAGUGCAUUUUCAGGCGUGCUAACGGAUGAGCAUGGAAGGGUUAGAGCAAUCUGGGCAAGCUUUUCAACACAGGUUUCCACUCUGAACAAAAAAUAUAAAAAGAAAAGAAAAACAAAGCUGAAAGUUGGUUCCAAUACAUCAGAGGAUCAUCAUUUUGUGAGAGGUAUCCCAGUUUAUGCAGUAAGUCAGAUACUUCACAACAUAAUAUCUGGUGGCAAUGGACCGCAUCUUCUCAUAAACGGUGUCAAAAGGCCAAUGCCGCUCAUUAGGAUCUUAGAGGUUGAACUUUAUCGUACUCUGCUUUCAAAGGCCAGAAGCUUUGGACUUAGCGAUGAUUGGAUCCAAGCUCUAAUCAAGAAAGAUCCAGUUCGUCGUCAAGUUUUACGUGUUAAAGGUUGUUUGGCAGGAUCAAAAGCUGAAAACUUACUAGAACAAGGUGAUAUGGUUUUAGCAGUAAAUAAAGAGCCAGUUACUUGCUUUCGGGACAUAGAAAAUGUUUGUCAUGCAUUGGACGUUGGUGAAAGUGGUGGGGAGCUUAACAUGACCAUUUUUCGGCAGGGACGUGAACUUGAUCUUGUUGUGGGGACAGAUGUUAGGGAUGGGAAUGGCACAACACGGGUGAUUAAUUGGUGUGGGUGUAUUGUUCAGGAUCCUCAUCCUGCUGUGCGUGCUCUUGGAUUUCUUCCGGAAGAAGGGCAUGGUGUUUAUGUGGCACGGUGGUGUCGUGGUAGUCCUGUUCAUAGAUAUGGGUUAUAUGCUCUACAAUGGAUUGUUGAAGUUAAUGGAAAACCGACUCCUGAUUUGGAUGCUUUGGUUAAUGUGACAAAGGAAUUGGAACAUGGGGAGUUUGUUCGUGUAAGGACCAUCCAUUUGAACAGCAAGCCUCGAGUUCUAACAUUGAAGCAGGAUUUGCACUACUGGCCUACAUGGGAGCUGAGAUUUGAUCCAGAGACUGCAAUUUGGCAUCGACAGACUAUCAAGGCCUUAGAUUGUCAGAACUUAUGAAUUUGGCGUCUUUUUUUCAGUUUCCCAUCCUUUUUCAGGAAGGAACCAAUUAACUGAGUCGGAUAUAUUUUCCUGGUAUUGCUUGUGGUCAGUUGUUCCCAACCCAGUGCAGGGUUAAGCUUGGUUAGCAGAUUUGGACCCGACCCAGUGCACAGACCAUACGGUGAGUUGUGUUGUAUAGCUGAUUGGUUUUCUGAAUCUGACACUCCAAUUAAGACUAAGCAUUUAUAUAAUGUAUGAAAAAAAAUUAUGCUUGUUGUA